AUGGCCUCGUGGUACAAGAACAUACUCACAAACACAACGUCGCAGCUCUCGAGCCUGCAGUCGCGGCUCCUGCAGACGGAGAACGACGGCGACACGGAGGACGACACGCACGUCUGCCGCGUGCUCCGCGCCUACUACACCCAGGAGCAGCGGCCCUUUCCCGGCUGGCUGCCGCCGGAUCCCAAGGCCCCGCCGCCCGUGGCCCCCGUCUACGCCUCGACCCAGCCCCAGGUCGGCGCGCGCUACGGUGCCGCCGCGUCGGGCGGCGGCGGUCAGCUCGGCGGCGUCCCGGCGUCGGGAUCGCUGAGCUCGCUGUGGGAUAGGAACCCGGCGCAGCAGGGGCAGAACGCGCCGCAGAGCCUGCGGCAGGGGCGGGGAGGCGGCGGGCAGCAGAGGGUGAGCCCGUUCGCUCAGGGUGGCGGCGGCGGCGGCGGCGGCGACGACAGGCCCGGCACCGGGGGUAGGGCCGGGAGCUACCAGUCUGGCAGCGUGUACUCGCAGGGAUCGACAAGCGCGCCGGCGCCGGCGGCUGCGGGUGGAGGUUCGGCGCAGGACAGGUUGAAGCAGAGGCUUUGGGGCGGCGGCGCGAGGACGACGAGCCCGGCGGGGUCGCAGGGGCCCUACCAACCGCCGAGCUCGGGAGGCGGCAGUCAUGGCGGUGACUACGAGGAGAGGUUUGCGCCGGGUGGCCAGUAUGAUGGGAGGGGAGGCGGCGACAGGUCAUACACAGGGUCGAACACGCCGUGGUCCAACAAUGAGCCAGCAUACGGCGGCAGCGGGGGAGGAGGCGGCAGGCCGGCACAGGGAUUGCCCAGCGGGCCAAGACGACAGGGACUUCCCAGCGGGCCGCGCAUGAGGUGA
This is a messenger RNA of Verticillium nonalfalfae, 861 nucleotides long. RefSeq lists its product as uncharacterized. The transcript has a single exon. The coding region runs from base 1 to 861 and encodes 286 amino acids. The record is from RefSeq and is a predicted model, not a curated record. Lineage: Eukaryota; Fungi; Ascomycota; Sordariomycetes; Glomerellales; Plectosphaerellaceae.